ACUGGCUGAAGUAUUUCAGAAUGAUCCCACACGAAACAGUGGGGGGCUCGAUGUUGUGUGUACAAAUCUGUAAAUCGACGUUGGUAUCAAACGCAAGAUUCACUGCUGUUUGUGGGGAUUUGCCCAGCAGUUAGCCGAUUUGCGGAGCAAAAUCGAUCUUGUUCUGGAUCUGAGUAUUGCUCGUCAUUCUUUCCAUUUUGUGACCUCACGAUCGAGAUGAUGGCACGACCUCCAAAACAAAAGAAAAACCCCAUCCAAUCCGCCAUUAAUUCGUGGCUGGACUCCCUCUCUCCCUCACUCAUCGAAUCCAUCGCAACUUCACACGAUGGGCAGAUCAGCAGCAAUGACACCAAAAAUGUGCUCUUAUCCGGCGCCCCUAAGCGCUGGGUCGUCUAUGAGCCCAUGGUCUUGUUACCGAGCGGCAGUUUCACCACCCAACCAUGGCCAGCCCUCCUGUCCUCAUCGAGCCCCUCCCAAAAGGAAGCCCUCUGGACCGCCAUCCUCCACCACAUAUCACCCGCCAACAAAACCCCAUUAACUCACCUGGCGGUUAACGAAGGCAUCCCAUUACACCUCGCCCCCGGCCUCUCAACCACGGACGGUGAGAGCCCCGAGGAACAUGGAAAGGAGAACCGCCAAAACAACAACGAUGACGAGAACGUCCUCCGCUCCCCCACCCACCUGCACCCCCUCCACGGCGACUUCGGCCCAGCCCCCUCAUCCACACCCACCUCCCCCUCCCAAGCCGACUUUGACGCCGCCCUCUGGGUAACCACCAAGCAAAACGGCCUCGUCCAGGCCUGGGCACCAGCCCACACCAUGUUCAGCCGGGGCAACAUCAAGGAAAAAGCACGCCUCCUCUCCUUCCACGACCCAACCGUCAACCCACCAACCACCAACCCACCAACCGCCAACCCACCAACCCCCAACCCAACUACUACUACUACUACAACCCCAACCCCAACCCCAACCUCAACCGCCCCCCAAAGGACGAGCACCACCACCACCCUCCACGGCAAACACGCCAUAGACCUCUACGCCGGCAUCGGCUACUUCGCCUUCCCGCUCGCCCGCCUCGGCCUGCGCGUCCUCUGCUGGGAGCUCAACCCCUGGAGCGUCGAGGGCCUGCGGCGCGGGGCGGCCGCCAACGGGUUCUCGGUGCGGGUCAUAACACCCCCAGCAUCCCCAGCACCCCCAGCGGGAGAGGGGGAGGGGGAGGGGGAGGGGGAGGGGGAGGGGGUGGUUGAUGAUGAUGACGAUGAUGAUGUGCUAGCGGAGGCAAUGGCGGGCGGGGAGCAGAUCGUGGUGUUUCUGGAGGAUAACCGGCGGGCGGCGGGGCGGGUGGGCGGGUUUCGGGAGCGGAGUGGUGGGGGGGUGUUGGAGGUGGUGCAUGUGAACUGUGGGUUUUUGCCGACGAGCGAGCCGGUGUGGAGGGAUGCGUGGGGGAUGGUGGUGGCGGGCGGGGAGGCGGGGUGGUUGCAUCUGCAUGAGAAUGUUGGGGUCGCGGAUAUCGAGGCGCGGAGGGGGCAGGUUCAGCGGUUGUUUGAUCGGUGGGCGGCGGAGGAUGGGGAGAGGGACGGGGAGGAUGGGGGGAAGAGGGCUGUGGUGGAACAUGUCGAGCUGGUCAAGACGUACGCGCCGGGGGUGUGGCACUGCGUGUUUGAUGUGUUUAUUACUACUAGGUCUGGUGCUGGGGAAUAGCUAGAUUUCGUCGGUGCCGUAGCUGGA
Chaetomium fimeti is the source of this 1728-nucleotide messenger RNA. RefSeq names its product S-adenosyl-L-methionine-dependent methyltransferase. Gene Ontology annotation, cellular component: cytoplasm. The record is from RefSeq and is a predicted model, not a curated record. The transcript has a single exon. NCBI's taxonomy places the organism in Eukaryota, Fungi, Ascomycota, Sordariomycetes, Sordariales, Chaetomiaceae. Gene Ontology annotation, biological process: tRNA methylation; wybutosine biosynthetic process. Gene Ontology annotation, molecular function: tRNA methyltransferase activity; S-adenosylmethionine-dependent methyltransferase activity. Bases 217 to 1701 code for a protein of 494 amino acids.